Messenger RNA from Labrus bergylta (ballan wrasse), 1475 nucleotides. The record is from RefSeq and is a predicted model, not a curated record. NCBI's taxonomy places the organism in Eukaryota, Metazoa, Chordata, Actinopteri, Labriformes, Labridae.
GAUCUGCAGGACUCGGACGUACACAGAAGAAGAAGAAGAAGAGAUAUCCUGAAACCAUGUCUUCUCCAACAUCGACUCCUGGCCGCAAACGUGGAAGGAACACAAACCCAUCCACACCUAGCAGUGAGGGUCCCACCUCCCCUCCCUCUCAGAGGCGCAGAGACCAUGACUCCUCCACUGGAGACCUCAUGCCGAUGCCGACCUCUCCUGCCACAGACGUGCUGAGUCCAGCAGCGCCUCAGGACACCUCUCUGUUCUCUAGCCCACGUCCCUCAGUCCUACCCAAUGAAGUGGACAUGAGCUCUCCUCUGAUGUAUGGGACCCCCAGCUCCAGGGUUGAAGGGACCCCACGCAGUGUAGUGCGAGGCACCCCAGCUCGACAGCGCCCUGAUCUGGGGUCAGUCAGGAAGGCUCCACAAGUUGAUCUUCAGUCUGAGCCGCCCAGUACUGAGGGUGCCGUAGCCAGUGAGCCGAACUCGGGUCAGAGACUGGUGAUUUGGGGGACUGACGUUAAUGUCGGGAAUUGCAAGGAGAAAUUUCAGAGGUUUCUGCUGAGGUUCAUCGACCCAACAUCCACUGAAGACGAGAAUGCUGGUCUGGACCUGAACGAGCCUUUAUACAUGCAGAAGCUGGAGGAGAUCAGUGUUGUCGGAGAUCCAGUGCUGAGCGUGAACUGUCGGCAUGUGCAGUCCUUUGAUGCAGAACUAUACAGGCAGCUCAUCUGCUACCCACAGGAAGUCAUCCCAACCUUCGACAUGGCAGUCAAUGAGCUUUUCUUUGAGCGUUUUCCAGACUCUGUCCUGGAGUUCCAGAUCCAAGUCCGCCCCUACAACGCCCUGAAAACCAGGAACAUGAGGAGCCUUAACCCAGAAGACAUCGAUCAGCUGAUCACUAUCAGUGGCAUGGUGAUCCGCACCUCGCAGCUGAUCCCGGAGAUGCAGGAGGCGUUUUUCCAGUGCCAAGUGUGCGCCUACAGCACCCGUGUGGAGGUGGAUCGCGGUCGCAUCGCUGAGCCGGCUGUGUGUCGCCACUGCAACACCACCCACAGCCUGGCCCUUGUUCACAAUCGCUCAGUCUUUUCAGACAAACAGAUGGUUAAAAUUCAGGAGUCUCCUGAAGACAUGCCGGCAGGUCAGACGCCUCACACAACUAUUGUCUAUGCUCACAAUGACCUGGUUGAUAAAGUGCAGCCCGGAGACCGCAUUAACAUCACGGGUGUCUACAGAGCUGUCCCCAUGCGCAUGAACCCACGCCAGAACAGCGUGAAGUCGGUGUACAAAACCCACAUCGACGCCAUCCACUUCCGCAAGACAGACGAGAAGCGUCUGCACGGUUUGGACGAGGAUGCCGAUCAGAAGCUCUUCACUGAGGACCGAGUUCAGACUUUGAAGGAGCUGGCAGCGAAGCCAGACGUUUAUGAACGCCUCUCCUCUGCCCUCGCGCCGAGCAUCUAUGAGCACGAGGACAUCAAAAAG